Balaenoptera musculus (blue whale) is the source of this 1488-nucleotide messenger RNA. It is a transcript of the gene ALG14, whose product is annotated as ALG14 UDP-N-acetylglucosaminyltransferase subunit. Bases 128 to 790 code for a protein of 220 amino acids. The record is from RefSeq and is a predicted model, not a curated record. Gene Ontology annotation, cellular component: UDP-N-acetylglucosamine transferase complex. Gene Ontology annotation, biological process: dolichol-linked oligosaccharide biosynthetic process. NCBI's taxonomy places the organism in Eukaryota, Metazoa, Chordata, Mammalia, Artiodactyla, Balaenopteridae. The transcript has 7 exons.
GCCAACAAGCCCCGCCCACCAAGAGGCCCACACCACGAGUUUGGGUCUCCGCAGCGCCCGUAGUUUUGAACUUUCACCGCUCCUGCGGCCGGCGCCGGGGGAUAGCACGCAUGCGUCUUGUCUUCGAAUGGGUGGUACCCUUAUCCUCGCGGCGGCGGCAGGAACCGUGGCCGUGCUGCUGGCAGUGCGGCUAUGGGUAGUGCUGCGUCCCCGCGCCGCUGUGCCCCGGCGGUCUCUCAGCCUCUUGGUGGUGGCUGGGUCCGGUGGUCAUACCACGGAGAUCCUGAGGCUGCUCGAGAACUUGUCCGAUGCUUACUCUCCUAGACAUUAUAUCAUUGCUGACACUGAUGAAAUGAGUGCCCAUAAAAUAAAUUCUUUUGAAGUAAAUCGAGCUGAUAGAAACCCCAGUGCUGUGGAUUUAUCUAUCAUGUGGCAUUCACUAAAUAAUAAAUUUUCCCGAAUACUAUAUUCACCGCAUUCCCAGAAGCCGGGAGGUCCAGCAGUCCUGGCUGUCCACGGUACUCACCACCUUGUACUCUCUGUGGCUCUCCUUCCCCCUGACUCACCGAGUGAAGCCAGAUUUGGGACUGUACCUCAUGCUGCUUUUGUGCCUUGCUCCACUCUUGGUCACACCUACCACAGCUCAGGACAGAAUGUAGCCAUUAAGGCCUCAACCCAGACCACGGAGGUGAACUGUAUUUUCCAAAGUUGGCCAGCCACAUGCUCUGAAUAUGACCUGGCCGCUUCCUCACGCAGAAGUGGAGUCUGGUUGCUCGCCCUUGGAAUUUAAACCGGCCACCAGAAUGCAGCGAGAGUGGGAAGUGACAUUCUAACUCAGACAUUCCCCGGGGGAUGCCCUCACAGAACGCAGCCACCAGGCUGUGAGAAGCACAAGCCCCACGGAGAGGCCAGGUGUAGGUGUUCAAGGUCACGGUCACAGCUGAGCACAGGCUUUGCGUCAUCUCAGUCCAGGUGCUAGACGUGUGAGGGGAGAAGCCUCCGGAUGAUUCCAGCCCCGCCAUUUGAGUCACUCCCAGCCUUUCUAAUCCUCCCAGCUGAGGCUCAAACACCAUGGAGCAGAGAAAAGCUCUCCCUUCUGUGCCCAGUGAAUUUCUGACCCACAGCGUCCAUGAGCAGAAUUAAAUGCUUGCUGUUUUCUGCCGCUAAGUUUUCGGGGAAUUCAUUUCAAAGCAGUAGGUAAUUAGAACGAUAACUUUUCAGAAGGAGCCAGUCCCUCUAAAGUUUGGUUACUUUGGCUUAAUAUUAGGAGAGGAGAUGAUUUCUCCCUCCAAGGCAAAAGGAAGAAAAUGUAUUUCUACACCAUGGAUAGGAAAAGGCUUUUUUUUUUUCUUUUCUCCUUGCUCCUUGGCCUGCAUGUAGCAGUGAAAUAGAAACCAAUGGAUUCUUUUAAAUCUUUUAACCAUAUGCAGAUGAAUAAGCAAAUGCUUGGACUUGAUUCCUAAUCUCUUUUCCUUCCCUGUAUAACUG